AUGGCGGGCUACAUCUUCUACAACUAUAACCCCAAUAUGGUGGCGGCUGUCAUCUUUAUUGUUGUAUUUGGCCUUUCUGCAUUAUUACACACAUACCAGCUUAUUCGAUCGCGAACAUGGUACUUUAUUCCGUUCUUAAUUGGAUGUCUCUUUGAGUGUGUAGGCUACGUCGGUCGAGCUCUAUCAGCGCAAGAAGCACCAGACUUCACCAAGAACCCCUACAUCAUCCAGUCACUCCUCUUGCUGCUCGGUCCAGCCCUCCUCGCCGCAUCGAUCUACAUGGUACUUGGCCGUCUCAUUCGACUUCUCGACGCUGGCGACCUUUCCAUCAUCAGCCCUCGAUGGUUGACCAAGGUCUUUGUUGCUGGCGAUGUCAUGUCCUUCCUUGCACAGAGUGCUGCCAAAGGUGGUGGUAUGCUCGCAACAGCGAAAACCAAGAGCGCUGUCAAGCGGGGCGAGAACAUCAUCGUCGGUGGCCUAGGCAUUCAGAUCAUUUUCUUCGGUUUCUUCAUGAUCGUCACUCUCGUCUUCCACCUUCGCAUCAACCGCAACCCCACACAAAAGUCUCAAGAGAUCACAACACCUUGGAGGAAGCUCCUCUUCGUGCUUUACUCAGCCAGCCUUUUCAUCAUGGUCCGAUCCGUCUUCCGUGUCGCCGAGUACGUCAUGGGCAAGGACAGUGAGCUCCAAUCGAAGGAGUACUUUAUCUACAUCUUCGAUGCCCUCCUCAUGAGUCUCGUGGUGGUUGCCCUCAAUGUGUUCCACCCCAGCCGCGUGAUCAACCAUGAGAUGGACAGGAAGCGAAUCGUCAGCCAGGAUGGAUAUGCGCUGGAGAGCCAGCCGGUGGGCAGAGAUGACAGAGACCGACGAUACUCACUCUCACCUGUCCGUCCUAAGCAUGCCCAUUGA
Molecule: messenger RNA, 909 nt
Organism: Fusarium musae
Lineage: Eukaryota; Fungi; Ascomycota; Sordariomycetes; Hypocreales; Nectriaceae
Exons: 3
Coding region: 1-909 (302 amino acids)
Cellular component (GO): membrane
Source: RefSeq, a predicted model, not a curated record